Messenger RNA from Exophiala oligosperma, 627 nucleotides. RefSeq lists its product as uncharacterized. The record is from RefSeq and is a predicted model, not a curated record. The coding region runs from base 1 to 627 and encodes 208 amino acids. NCBI's taxonomy places the organism in Eukaryota, Fungi, Ascomycota, Eurotiomycetes, Chaetothyriales, Herpotrichiellaceae. The transcript has a single exon.
AUGACAGCAGACGGUGAGGGUGCAGCAAACCCGGUAGAUAGCGUUCAAGAUGCACAGCCGGUGUCUUCAAGUGCAGCCUCGGUCGUUAUGGCUGAGGCACUUGAUACCGUAUCAAAAAGUCGAGCAGAGAAGACGAUGAGUAGUGGAAGGGAUAUCGCUCAAGAGGAAGAGGUUUCAGACAAGAUGAGGGAUGUCGAGUCGGAUACGCACAAAGAGGAAGAGGUUCCAAAUCCACGCGAGGGCGAAGAUGUGUUCGAAUACGGACAAUUCGUAUACUGCGAUGGGCGUUGCAGUCUGAACCCCAUCACCGCUUGGCCUCUGACGGAGAAGUAUUAUUUUUGUAAUGACUGUGUCGACGUGGCCCUCUGCGGCAAGUGCUAUCCGACGCAGACUCAGUACUACGAGGAUUACGGACAGGGAUUCUGGUACAAGGUCUGCUGGGCAAAGCACGAGUUCCUCGAAGCGCCCAUCGACGGGUGGAGAGGAGUCAGGAAUGGAAUGAUUCGGAUCGGCGACAAGGAGAAAUCGUGGUUCGAAUGGCUCGACGAGGUCAAGAAAAAAUGGCAGAAGAAGAUGAAUGAGUUUGGCGAGGGUGGGUUGAACUCAAACGAGCGUAUUGGGACGUAA